CUUCUACCAGUUUUAUUCUCGAGCUACUAGCAUGCAGUUAGCUUUCCUGACCGAAGCAGCUUCUUAAAUUAGGCUUCCGUAGCUCACGCGGUGUCUAAAGGCCUGAAUAAGUCACUUCACCGUUGCUUACAUAGUUUAAACGUUUUUAGUGCAUGAUAGAUAUUCUUUGAUACAUUAACAUCGAUCUGUUCGAUUGCAGGAAAGUAUUGUUGUUUGUGUAAGGGGAACAAGAGCUAGCUAGCUGCGUUAGCGUGUCAGAUUUUCUCAUACAUAUAUAUUUAGCUACAUACUGCUAUAGCAGUGAUCAGUGUGUAAUAUGCGCUUGACUUUUCUUUAAAUACUGAAAUUAUGACCAGGGUGCAAGGGUGUUUGAUGUAGGCACAUAAAGCAUCAGGCUUCGAUCCGGUUAGGACAGCAUUUUUAAGCAGACCGCUGGCUGUGAAAAAAAGCUUCGUCUUUGUGUUGUGGAUCCGAUGUAAACGCACAGCAGCCGGAGUUCCAAGCAGCAUAUCGGAGGUAAGGUCACCUCUAACAGGCCUGUUUACAGCGCAGUGUGGUUAUGAUCCGGAUAACUGCGUCCCAUUUCGACUCCAGAUACACACUGGACUGCAGGUGUUCUGAUGUAGACAUCUCCCUCUACCUCACGUCACUUCCUCCCUCAAUCCCAGCGUUCUCCAAGACAGCCGAACUCUGUGGAACCACUGUAAAAGUUGUAAAAAUUCAGCAUGAAGCUGGUUGAAAACUCAUGGGAUACGAACAUGUCGGAGGUUGGAGAGCGUCGGCAAGUCAACACAGAUUAUGCCGUUUCUGUGCUGGAACAGCUAAAGUUUUUCUACGAGCAGAAGUUGCUGACUGACAUCACUCUGCUGGUGGAGGAGAGCGAGUUCCCCUGCCAUAAAAUGGUGCUUGCCACCUGCAGCUCUUACUUCAGGGCCAUGUUUAUGAGUGGGCUCAGUGAGAGCAAACAGACACAUGUUCAUCUUAGAAAUGUUGACCCUAUCACGCUGCAGACCAUCAUAACCUAUGCUUACACCGGGAACUUAGUCAUCAACGACACCACUGUGGAACCUCUCUAUGAGACGGCCUGUUUUCUUCAGGUGGAGGAUGUUUUACUACAGUGUCGAGAAUACUUGGUCAAAAAAAUCACUGCUGAAAACUGUGUCCGCAUGCUAAGCAUUGGUGACCUGUUUAGUUGCACAGAGUUGAAGCAAAGUGCUAAGCGCAUGGUGGAGCACAAAUUUCCUGUCGUCUACCGACAGGAGGCUUUCCUGCAGCUCUCGCAUGAGCUUUUGCUGGACCUCCUGAGCAGCGAUAAUCUCAAUGUGGAGAAAGAGGAAACGGUACGUGAGGCAGCCAUGCUGUGGCUGGAAUACAACAUGGAAGCACGUUCUCAAUAUCUGUCCUCCAUCCUUAGCCAGAUUCGUAUUGAUGCGCUUUCUGAGGUGACCCAACGUGCCUGGUUCCAAGGUCUUCCACCAAACGACAAAUCAGUGGUAGUGCAAGGCCUGUACAAGUCUAUGCCAAAGUUUUUUAAGCCCAGACUGGGUAUGACCAAGGAAGAAAUGCUCAUUUUUGUAGAGGCUGAACCACCAGCUGAAAGUCACCCUGUCGUGAUAGGUCCACGUCACACAGUGGUCUGUUACAGCCCUCAAGCGGAGAAGGUUUAUAAACUGUGUAGCCUGCCUGGAGACUUGCAGAAGGUUGGGACAUUGGUCACCCCAGACAAUGAUGUGUUCAUUGCUGGUGGACAGAUACCACUGAAGAGCGCUCUGGCUACACACGGAAGCAAAAGUGGCAAGCUGCAGGCUGCCUACUGUUCAGUGGACAGCUUCUACUGGCUGGAUGCCCAGCAGAAUGCAUGGGUGGCCAAAACGCCGAUGCUGUAUGCUCGCACUAAACCAUCGCUGGUGUAUUGUCAGGGUUUCAUUUACGCUAUUGGUGGUGAUAAUGUGGGUGGAGAGUUAAAUAAGCGCACAGUGGAACGCUACGAUUGUGAGCGGGACGAAUGGAGCUUGACCAGCUCUCUUCCCUGCGCGUGGAGUUGGAGCACAGCAGUAACAGCCCGGGACUGCAUCUAUGUCAUGACACAUGACCUCAUGUACUGCUACUUCCCUCGAGCUGACACUUGGGUGGAAAUGGCCAUGCGGCAGACUAGUCGCUGCUUUGCUUCAGCGGCUGCAUUAGGAGACCUCAUCUUCUAUAUUGGUGGCCUACAUGUGGUGGGCAACUCUGGUUUGCGUUUGCCAACAAGCACUAUUGAUGGCUCCUCGGUUACGGUAGAAAUAUACGAUGUCAACAAAAACGAAUGGCGUCUGGCUGCUAACAUCCCAGCCAAGCGGUACUCUGACCCAUGUGUGCGUGCCGUGGUGCUACUGAAUACACUAUGCAUCUUUAUACGUGAGACACACUUAAACGAGCGGGCGAAGUAUGCUCUCUAUCAGUAUGACCUGGAGCUCGAUUGCUGGUCCUUACGCCAGCCCGUGUCAGAACGCGUGCUCUGGGACCUCGGCAAAGAUUUCCGCUGUGCCGUGGGUAAAUUAUACCCAUCCUGCCUUGAUGAAUCUCCCUGGAAGCCACCCACUUACCUCUUCUCUCCUGAUGGAGCUGAGGAGUUUGAGGUGGAUGAGGACAUGGUGUCACUGCCUCAUGUAUAGUUAAUGGCGUCAUCUUUAAAACUAACCUGUAAUUUAUCCACUGUUCUGGAAUAAUGCUUUACUGUUUUGAAAGGAAAGGUGAUUAAGCUGAUGGACGGUCUUCCUUUAAUGCCUAGUAUGCUCAUGGAGAUCAAAUGUUUAAUUGGAAACUAAAAUGUUCAGUUCAGAUUUUAACCCAUCUACAACACUUGUAGUUUUGAUCAUUCUCAAAGCAAGGUUGAGAACAUAAAUAUUUCAUUUCCCUCAUUACAAGUUUGGCAUUCUGUUUUAACAAUUUGAUGGUGUAAAUGAAUGAUGCAAUUAAACCUCCUUUGGUUGAAAAUGGCAACUGUACACCCAGAGUUCUUAAAUUUCUCACUCUUCUUUUGUCAUCUUCCAGAAAUCAAUUGAUCACCUUUCUCCUAAAUGUCAUCUGGGUAACAAGAGGUUCAAGGGGUUGGCAAGAUAUUUUGUACUGAAAGUCAUUUGAUGUUUUGGUUCGCCGCUGGUUUGGUGACUUGCUUGACAUUGAUUUUUUGUUGUCAUUGUUUGCAUCUGUAUUAUCAUAGUUCAGGUUGUCUGUGGUCUGUCUUUUGACCUGUCUUGCAUAUGAAAUCAUUUGACCUCUUAAAAGGGUAGGUUUCACACUUACAACCACAAACACACUAGGGAUACCUCAAGGUGCGGUCACACUAGACUUUGAACAUGCAGACUUUUUUCGGAUGCUGCUGCGAAUAUGGGCGGGAGCAGGAUAUAAAAUCAGGCACCAAGGUUUCCCCUCAAUUAUCACAACAUGGAUUCCAAUGUGCUUGUACUGUGUCUUUUGCGAUGGAGAGAGAGAGAACAAUAUAAGACUCUUUCUACGCCUUCACAAAAGACAUGGUACAAGCACAUCGCAAAAAAAUAUAAAAAUAAAAUGUGUCCGCAUUCAAAUGUACCAUCUGUUCCUGUUUCCAUUGACACAGUGAACCAUGCAGCUAUUUUUAUUUGAUUUUUAUAAUUUUUUAAAGAUUCUAUGCUGCGCUACGGUUAAAAAUUAGCACUUCCUCCAUUUUUGAAUUUCUGUACAGCGAGGUCAUGCAGUGACGUAUCGAUCUUCUACUAGUCACACGUCUUCACAUGAUGUGAAUUCGCAGGUCAGAGUUUACCAAACUUGAACUUUGGAGCUUGCGUUUCCGGUCUGACGCAUUCGCAUGCGUGUGAAUGGUAGUCGAUGGAACGAAAAGUAAAGUGUGACCGCCCCUUCAGGGUGCUUACCAGUCUGGUUUCGUACUCUGUUUAUCACAUCAUUUAUUUCUCUCGUUUGCAAAGGAAUUUCUUGUUUUUUUGUUUCUUCAGGCAUCUUUGUCUCCAAGUUCCUGUGUGUUAGUCCUUGAUUAGACGAAUGCAGGAAAUGCCUGCUACAGUAUUCAUUCUCCAUCAUGUUCAGAAAUAUGUAUGUUUAGACACUGAAAGUGUGGAACUGAACUGAAACUGGUUAAAAAAUAAAUAAAACAAUUUACUCAAGUCA
This is a messenger RNA of Cyprinus carpio (common carp), 4143 nucleotides long. Its product is annotated as kelch repeat and BTB domain-containing protein 2-like. Lineage: Eukaryota; Metazoa; Chordata; Actinopteri; Cypriniformes; Cyprinidae. Gene Ontology annotation, molecular function: protein binding. The transcript is spliced from 5 exons. The record is from RefSeq and is a predicted model, not a curated record. Bases 726 to 2654 code for a protein of 642 amino acids.